AUGAAGGCUGUUGCUAGUCAGAUGAAAGCACUGUAUGAAGCCAAUGGCUAUCUGACUGCGAUCCAUGUACUGGGUGAGAAGGAAAUGGAACAGGCCAGCAAAGAGUAUGGAAAACUGGAACAAACGUUUGGUAAGUUCUCAUUGAUUUUUUUGUUGUGCAUGAUGGGAGUUGUAGCUCCUAUUGCACCUGAAAUGCUGUAUAAUGCAUUCUCAUCACCCUUACAUUACUUGUGUUAUAGUAAAUAAUAUAUCAUUUAUCAAACAGAGAGAAUGAAUGUAAAUGUAGAGUCCAAUAUCUUGAAAUACAAAAUAUAAAGGACUUACAGGAAAAAAAAUGAAAAUUUAAAAAUUACAUGUUUGGUAUAAAAAUGUGACAUGCUUAUGACUUUAAUCAAAAAAAUAGAAGAACAUACACAGGGUACCGGAAGGUAGGGACAGAGAAAAAAUCCCUUGUCCCCCUCCCUUCUCCUGGGUAGGUAUGGUCACCUAAACUGGGUAAUAGGGGAUAACCCAAGAGAUAAUGAAUAAAAGAAAAAUUCCAAAAAGGCUGCUUUACUAGAAUGCAGCCAAUAGAAAAAGAACCCAGUCCAAUCUCAAAGAAGUAGUAUAAAUAAUACCAAAAAUAAUAAAACUUUAUUAGGAUAAAAAAUUGACCAAAAGAGUCUAAGGUCUAGUAUGGUAUAUAGUAUUGGGUUUUUUGUUUUUGCACUAACGAGCACUGGGCACAUUAUCCAUUUGACUAUGGUCUAGGUUUAGAUUAUAGAUUAGAACACCCACGAAGGUGUUGUUUAGGAGAUAGUGUAUUAGCUUAGAGUGUUGUCUCUACCUUAGGAUUGUCCUUUCGAUUUGGGAAGGUAUUAAGGUGGGGGGAGGUUUUGAUUUUGAGUAUUGGUAUUUUAUUGUUUCCCUUUAUGUUACAAUUGGGGUUUCCCCCCCCUCCUUUUGGGCUGCCUAAUACUAUAUACCAUAUAUGCAGCCUCUCUCUCCUAUUAAGGUUACCUAUGCUGCUAUUCACUAAGGUAUAUGCAAUUCAAGCUUAGUUCACUGCCUUUUUUCCUUUUGGCAGUCUGGCAGGCUUUUGUAUAUGUUAUAUACCCCUCCUAGUACUAGACCUUAGACUCUUUUGGUCAAUUUUUUAUCCUAAUAAAGUUUUAUUAUUUUUGGUAUUAUUUAUACUACUUCUUUGAGAUUGGACUGGGUUCUUUUUCUAUUGGCUGCAUUCUAGUAAAGCAGCCUUUUUGGAAUUUUUCUUUUAUUGCUUAUGACUUUAAUAACUGAUGUACAAGUAAUGUUCUAAUAAUACUGGGCCGCUAUACAUGUAAAGAUACACAACAUGACCCUGGAAGUUACAAAUCUGGUGGAUUUUAAUAUAAAAAAAUUCACAAUGUGUAUUAAAAGGUGCUAAAUUUCGAACAACUAAUUGUGAAAUAUAUUUUUGUUGUUGAUAAUCCAUGUAUAGACAUAUAAUAAGCUGCCAUGUCUUUUCCAGGCAAGGAGUACACUCAGUACAACCUGCACAACAUCCACAUGGAGCAUGAGUGGGUGAUGAAUUUGGCUUCCCAUCCCAACCUGCUGCAAGCGAUCACUGCUGUCCUGGGUCCUAAUGUAAUUCUGCUGGACUCCAGGUUUAUCUGUAAAUAUCCUUCCUCUGACGUUCCCCAUAAAGAAAACAUAGCGCCCUACGUGGCCUGGCACCAGGACAUCAAGUAAGUAAAAGACAGAUAGUAUUCAUAUGAAUUUACUAAAAUUAGGGAGCCAUUUAUAGCAUGGUUUAUAGCAUGGCACACCUUGAUUUGUGAUCUGUCUACAGAUACUGGGGGUUUGAAGGAGGUCCAGUGGCUUCAGUGUGGCUGGCAUUUGAUGACGUGGAUGCAGAAAACGGAGUCCUUCAAAUUAUCCCAGGUACAGUGUUUACUUAUUCUAUCAAACGUGAUACAUGUAUUAUUCUGUCUUUCCUCAUUUCUGUAUUCUGUCUGUCUAUAUAUCCAUCUAUUUAAUAGUUGUAUUAGACAAUACAGUAAAAAACAAAACAAAAAAACAGCAGAUUUUGAAAGUCAUGGUAUUAAAUAAAAUUAGAAUACACAAUAAAAUGCCUUAACAGAGUUAUGGAUAAGGAAUAAAAUAUUUGAAUAGUAUGCAAGCAUUUAAAGAAAAGAACUCCAAAUUGCUAUUAUUUUGUAUUUGAUGAUAAAUUGUAUCUUUCCAUAGGGAGCCAUAAACAAGGUGUUCUAGAGCACAGAAUUGCAGAGUCUCCAGGGAACAUGCUGACAGCCAAUCAAGAAAUCCCGAAACACCUGGUGAAUGCGGAAGACGCGGUGGAAUGUCCUCUUAAAGCUGGACAAAUGUCGGUAAGUAAAUCCACAAUAAGAACCUGAACAAAUAAUGUACAUGAUCUGUUUGUCGAAUACAAACUACAUAAAAUGUACACAAAAGUAAUGCAAGGUUAAUGUUUAGAUAAACAAAGCAUUGCCUGGAUAUCAUAUAGAAUGUUACAUAGAAUACUUAUAUAAUAGAACUUACACGCCAGUAAGUAAAUUAGCAUAACGGGCUUUGGAAUCUGAGUUUUUUCUAACACAAUCAAUAUGAUUUCAUAUUUCCAGGUGCAUGAUGGGUUAACAGUUCAUGCCAGUGAACCCAAUUUGUCAAACCGAAGAAGGUGUGGAUUUGUGAUUCGCUAUGUUCCCACCGCUGCUUAUCCUGUUGAGGUGAGAAUUAAAAUAGUAGUCUUCACAGAAGUGGACUAAUACACAGUGUAAUGAAAUUUGCAUAAUCCCACCAACAACCCUUUACUAAAUGCAUUAUAUGUGAAUAAGUAUUCCGUUAUUACCAUUACCCUACUAUAUAUAUUUCCAUCAUUUAUUCAUGUAAUGUGAUACAAAAUGCAAUGAUUUAUGAAAAUGAAGCAGUUAAUUACAUCACAUUUUCUUUAUAAUACAGGACCCUGAACGCCCCAGAACAUUCCCAGCAACUGUGCUUGUGGCCGGGACAGAUGAGUUUCAGAACUUUCAAAACAACGCUCCCAACUUUUUUACCAAGACUUUUUAA
Messenger RNA from Pelobates cultripes (western spadefoot toad), 3045 nucleotides. The record is from the annotation of a GenBank genome assembly. NCBI's taxonomy places the organism in Eukaryota, Metazoa, Chordata, Amphibia, Anura, Pelobatidae.